Molecule: messenger RNA, 2758 nt
Organism: Coniophora puteana RWD-64-598 SS2
Lineage: Eukaryota; Fungi; Basidiomycota; Agaricomycetes; Boletales; Coniophoraceae
Exons: 5
Coding region: 123-2594 (823 amino acids)
Biological process (GO): post-transcriptional gene silencing
Cellular component (GO): cytoplasm; peroxisome
Molecular function (GO): RNA nuclease activity; CCR4-NOT complex binding; mRNA base-pairing post-transcriptional repressor activity
Source: RefSeq, a predicted model, not a curated record
GAGACGGCGGUCCUGAAAAGGCAGGUCGUGCCCCUGGACAAGGUUUGAAAGACCUAGUCAUCCUACUAUAUAUCGUAUUUAAACCGUAGGACUGGCAGGAUCCGUCUCCUGUCUUUCCCUUCAUGCCCCCUUCACACUCUGUUGCCAUCUUCUGGGAUUAUGAGAACUGCAGCCCACCGGCUAACGCGCCAGGCAAUGACCUAGUGCACAGAAUACGCCGGAUGGCUCAUGUCUUUGGUGGCGUCACGACCUUCAAAGCAUACACUGGUCUGUCAGACCCUUGCAGUUCCAAGACCUCCAAGAUGCGCUCCGAGCUCCAGUCCUCAGGGGUGUCCCUCAUAGACUGUCCACACAACAACAGAAAGGACGUUGUGGACAAGAUGAUUCUUGUCGACAUGCUGGCGUUCGCCAUUGAUAACUCACCAGAGGACGCCACUAUUGUGCUCAUUUCGGGGGAUAGGGACUAUGCAUACGCCGUCUCUACGCUUAGACUCCGGCAGUACAGGGUCGUGCUCAUCGCACCUCCGAUAUCCUCGCCGAGCCUGUGCCAGCAAGCGUCUAUCAUCAUCGAUUGGGACGUGGCGGUCCUAGCUAAGCGCUCGCCAGCCUCGUUUGAAGAACCUGUGCGGCAGCGGUAUAUGGACGAAGACAGAGAGCGCGUGUCGAACCUGUCGAACUUGGCACGUAACUUUGCAGGCGAUUCCAGUGCCCGUCCUGCGAGCAAUCCUGUGACACCUCCAUCGAAGCCUCGUCGUCUGAGCGCUAGAGAGCUUUUGCGUCCAUGCUUCGGGACCACCCCUAGUGCCCCUGCACAGACAUUGACGACUCGUGGGGCUGAUGACGUCUCCAGUCAGCCCCAACAACACCCUCCGCCGAAGCCGCCUGCGCCUACACCUCACCGAUGUCGAAGUGCCAGUCAGCCAGGCCAGCGUCCUGUCGUUUCCCCAGGUGUGCAAGUCAAUUCACAGGAGAUGACACCUACAUCCGAAGCCCUUAACAGAGGGUACCCAUCACCUAUACGGAUACAACCCGACUCGGAGGUGCUUAAGAGUUCUUCUACCCCGCCAGAGGGUGCCCGAGUAUCCACGGAUCCACGUUCUGAACACCCUACAUUUGCAGUGGCAAAACCAAUUACUUUGGCAGCUGACCAAGCUCUUUCGUCCUUCGACUUUACUAUGGGGAAGGACUCCGUAGAAAGAUGGUCUCAGCUUUUACCUGAUGCGUCGCUACCCCAAGGGUGCAGAACAGCUGACGAGGAGGUCACAGACCAGCAUUUAUCCGCGUCUGUUGAGACCGAUAUUGCGACGCCACCCAGAAACGCGACACCCCCCGCGGAUCCGACGCCACUUUCGUUUAACAGUUGCCGAUCUGAACUAUACUACAUGGCCAGAGAGUUCGAACCCACCUCGAGCACCGCCCAGCCAUUCCAAAGCAGUGUUCAUGUCGAACACGAAGCUCCCGAGGUGGUUGUUACCGAAGGUCACGGCAACUCAGCACCGUCCUCCUUUGAUGCUUCGGUACAGUCGACGCCAGCCGCGUACGGUGUUAGAGAGCUACCCGACGCAUCCCAUUUUGACAUCCUGUUAAAGCACCUACGCCUUAAGCUUCGCGAAGGGCAAGUGCGCGUCUUGCGGUCUUACCUUGCGGCGUGCAUGGCUGUGCACAGACCGGUGCUCGAAGCGGCUGGAGUACCGGACCUGAAGUUCAGCAAGUAUGUCAAGCUGGCGGCUCAACUUAGUUUGGUGAAUAUCGGAGGCGAGAAUAUGGAGUCAUGGGUGUCGUUGCAUCCGUCUCAGAUGACGGAUGAAGACCUGGAGCUCGCUGCUGCUGAGAACAUUGCUGCCAAAUACCAGGCCCGUUUGGCGGCCACACAUUCUCCUUUCGCAGCGCUCCAUUCCGCUCCGAUGCGCAAGUCAAGGAUGCAAGUUCCGAAACAGCUCCUUCCUUUGUACGAUAUCCUCAGUCGUGCGCAUGAGAGUGGGAUGGAACAGCCGUCUCGCACGGACGUCGCUGUCCAGCUCAUGAAGCUGAAGCCGACCGCGUACACCGAUGCUGGUGUUACCAGUUUCAAGGAUUAUGCUGCACUUGCAGAGAAGGCAAACCUCGUCGUACUCGGCCUUCAGAAGACGCAUGCCUGGAUGUGUUUGCAGCCACAGUGGAGAGGACUGGGUACUGACCAUGGCGGUUCUCCAGCUCCAGCGGUGACAUGGCCCAUCAACCAGGCCGGCAUGUCUUCCUUCUCUAAUCGGGCAUAUUCUACGGGUCCGCUAUCGACGAAUUCGCCCAUGUCGACGCAUUCGUCGCUCUCCACUAGCCAGGCGUGUUCGUCAAGCGAUGGCGUAUCGCCACCGUUCGCGCCUAGAAUACCCGCCGCGUUCGAGCCGCUGGUUGUCUGCCUCAGACAACUUCGUGCUAACGGGGAGCUGCAGCCUCUCCGUUCCAGGAUUGGAGCUUUGUUGACUCCGAAUGUCUACACCAACGCUGGUACCGCUGGGUUUAAAGAAUAUAUCAGCUCUGCCGAAGCGGCAAGCAUGGUGCAACUGGGUGGAUAUGGCGGUACCGCAUGGGUUGCGCUACAUCCUAGUAGGAUCUAAGGGAUAUAUAUCAGGAUCUACAGAUAGAUUUAACCAGUGAGCUAUAUAGUAGCUACGAACGCUUGUAUGUAUUGUAUAAACCUCUAGUCGCUAUAGCCAGCGUGUACAAACGUGUAGCAUAGUACAUGCACUCAUUCACUCCUUGGGACUGUGGUCCAUACCCG